AUGGCAAGUGCGCAGCCGUCUUCGAAAUCGAAUAUGUCUACUUAUACAGACGACGGUUUUGAUACAAAUAUUGCAACCAAAUUACGGCGUUUGAAAAUAGAGGAGAGCGUAAUUUCAAAAAGUAUUUGUAGUAAAAUUACUGAAGAUUUUCAAGAAGAAAAUGGAGAUGGUUUCCAAUAUUCAGCAUAUAAGUUACUGUUACAUAAACUUAAAACAUCGUUUAUUGAUAUUAGGGAUUUAUUUGAAGAGAUUAAAGAUAAUACAAGCACAUGUGAUAAUUUACAAUGUUUAGACAUAGAUGAUAUGAAAAAGGAUAUGAUGAAUAUGGAAACAAAAAUCCAAAAUAUUAAAACAUACUUGCAGACUCAAAUUAAAGCUUUGCAGGAAAAUGAACAGGAAUUGAUUAAAGGAAUCAGCGAGCAACCUGACGAACUUGAUCGUAUUAGAAGACAACCAAAAGUAAAAAAGAUACCUUACAAUGAAAUCGUUCCUAGCCCAGUAAAAGUCCUUAUAAAUUCACCUUUUAAAUGCGUGGAAGUGCAACAAUUUCAAGAAUUUUUAAUGACUAACAAAAAUCGGUAUGGAGGUUGGAUUCUAUACAAUCACAAUAUAUUUGAAAAGUCAUGGCGAAAAUAUUUUUCUGCGCAAAACAAUAUCGACGACUUUGAAUAUAGAGAAGAAUAUCUUGAGAAUUCCGAACUUUUCCAAAUAUUUGUGAAAGAAAUGUGUGAAAAAAUUCCAGGAAUAACAUUCGUCGAAAUAAUGGCACAUAGUAAAUGGUAUUCUAAAUAUCUUUAUUUAAAAAGACGCCAGCAAAGAGCCUUAGAGAAAUGGAGAACAAAUAGACAAAUUAUAAAACGAUCUCGACAAAGUGCAAGAAUUUUAAGUGGUCAGAAGAAAUCAGAAAACCCUGACAGAAAUGAAAUAAAAGUAGACGAUGAUGGUGCUAUCAAUACAUUAGUUUCAGAUGAAUUUAAAAAGAUGACGAAUAUAUAUCAUAAAGAAACGAACAGUUACUCAUCGGAACAAAACGAAAGUUUGUUUCAAGAUUCGAAGGAUUCUUCAGAUAAAGUUACUAUGAAACAUAGAAAAAGUUUUCAGAGAAAUAUAACUAAAGCUAUUUCUAAUAGGCCUACUUUGGCAUACAGAAAUUCUACUGAACAAUGGAAUAACAGAUGUAAUGGCAUGGAUGGUUAUCCAGAUAACUAUUUAAACAUUGAAAACUUAACUAUAAUGAAACGGCGUAUUCCUGAUUGGCGACUGGUUUUACAAAAUCAGUAGGAUAUUUUUGACACUAAUAAAAAACAAGCACCUACUGACAAAAAUAUGGUCGAAUUAAGAAGUAAUUAUUUUGUUGCAGCUACUUGAAGUACCUACAUUAUUUAACUUUCAUAAUUUUGUUUUUUGUUAGUUUUAAGGUUAAUCAUUAAAUUCUUCAUUAGUUAAGUUUUUUGUACUUACGACGAUAACUUUGAUAAAUUAUAACAAACAGCUUAUAUUUGUUCCACGGGUGGGCACACGC
Messenger RNA from Pectinophora gossypiella (pink bollworm), 1522 nucleotides. RefSeq names its product coiled-coil domain-containing protein 112-like. The record is from RefSeq and is a predicted model, not a curated record. Bases 1 to 1281 code for a protein of 426 amino acids. Lineage: Eukaryota; Metazoa; Arthropoda; Insecta; Lepidoptera; Gelechiidae. The transcript is spliced from 9 exons.